AAAAUCAUCUUUCCCAAAUCCCAAUUUCCACCAAUUCUCACUCCAAUCCAAUCUCCAAAUUCUAUUACUCCCUCUUCCCAAUCAAAAUCCCAAAACCCAAACCCCCAAAUUUCCAAAUUUCUCACUUCCACCCCUAGAAAAUUAGGAACUUGCAAUUGUCCACCCAGCGGCACAGAGCGGCAGCAGCCAUGGUGGUGUUCGACAAAGAAGCCAGCUCCUCCACCAACACCCUACCUCCCUUCCCCCGAGAAGACACUCCACUCCUCUCCAAACCCAGCAAGCUCUCCUCCCAAUCCAAAACCUUCGCCAACGUCUUCAUCGCCAUCGUCGGCGCCGGCGUGCUGGGUCUACCCUACACCUUCAAGAAAACUGGCUGGGUCUUCGGCUCCCUCAUGCUCUUCUCCGUCGCCUUCCUAACCUACCACUGUAUGAUGCUCCUAAUCCACACCCGCCGCAAGCUCGACUCCCUCCACGGCGGCGGCCUCUCAAAGAUCGCGUCUUUCGGCGACCUUGGUUUCGCCGUCUGUGGCCCAAUCGGCCGGUUCUCCGUCGACGUCAUGAUCGUCCUCGCCCAGGCCGGGUUCUGCAUCAGCUACCUAAUCUUCAUAUCAAACACUUUAGCCUUCGUCUUCAAUUACUCCGGCCCGGACCGGAUUCUUGGUCUGACCCCGAAAUCAAUCUACCUCUGGGGUUGUUUCCCAUUCCAGUUGGGUCUGAAUUCGAUUCCCACCCUGACCCAUCUCGCCCCUCUGAGCAUUUUCGCCGACGUCGUCGACCUCGGCGCCAUGGGAGUUGUAAUGGUAGAAGACGUCAUAAUCUUCCUCCAAAACAAACCGGCUCUGCAGGCGUUCGGCGGCUUCUCCGUCUUCUUCUACGGCCUCGGCGUGGCGGUUUACGCCUUCGAGGGAAUCGGAAUGAUCCUCCCCCUCGAAUCCGAAGCCAAAAACAAAGAGAAUUUCGGGAAAGUCCUGGCAUUGUGCAUGGCAUUCAUAGCUCUGAUCUACGGAUCAUUCGGAGUUCUGGGUUACUUUGCAUUUGGGGAAGAAACCAAAGACAUAAUCACCACCAAUUUCGGGCAGGGCUUAGUAAGCACGCUGGUCCAGCUGGGUUUGUGCAUAAACCUGUUCUUCACUCUCCCAUUAAUGAUGAACCCGGUUUUCGAAGUGGUGGAGCGGCGGUUCUGCGGCUCCACCUACUCCCUGUGGGUGCGGUGGCUGCUGGUUUUUGGGGUGAGCCUGGUGGCGCUGCUGGUGCCGAAUUUUGCAGAUUUUUUGUCGCUGGUGGGGAGCAGCGUGUGUGUGGCGCUGGGGUUUGUGCUGCCUGCUCUGUUUCAUCUGAUGGUGUUUAGGGAUGAGCUGAGUUGGUUUGGGAGCGGUUUGGAUGGGUGUAUUGUGGUGGUGGGUGUGGUGAUUGGGGUGUCUGGGACUUGGUCUUCAGUGGCUGAGAUUAUUGCACCCAAAGCUUGAUUUUGGUUGAGCCCCUUGAGGGGGUUAAUAAUCAAUUCAGUUUUAAUUUGCUGCUGCGGAAUUGUAUUUUAAUGCUACAUUUGCUGAUUAUUUUCACCAAUUGUAACAACUUAAUGCAACGUGUGAGGAUCACUGAGACAGUAGAUAUUCUUCCUA
Messenger RNA from Pyrus x bretschneideri (Chinese white pear), 1622 nucleotides. RefSeq names its product amino acid transporter AVT3B-like. NCBI's taxonomy places the organism in Eukaryota, Viridiplantae, Streptophyta, Magnoliopsida, Rosales, Rosaceae. The record is from RefSeq and is a predicted model, not a curated record. Gene Ontology annotation, biological process: amino acid transmembrane transport. Gene Ontology annotation, cellular component: vacuolar membrane. The coding region runs from base 189 to 1466 and encodes 425 amino acids. Gene Ontology annotation, molecular function: amino acid transmembrane transporter activity. The transcript has a single exon.